GGGGCCGGCUCUGACCUUCUUCCGUCGUGCCCUGCUUGCCAUCUGUCCACGCUCUCUCCGGCAGUCUCUGGCCAACAUGGCGUCAGCCACAGUGCGGGUGAGCCGGGCCCUGAGCUUGCCCCCUCAAGCCUUCGAGAUGCCUCUGGCCAGCAACCCCCAGCUCAGUGUCACCAUCUCGCCCCCAGUGGCCCACACGGGCCCAGGCCCUGUGCUGGUGCGGCUCAUCUCAUACGACCUUCGAGAGGGCCAGGACAGCGAGGAACUGAACAUCCUGGCCCGGUCCGAGGGCCCCCGGACGCUGGACCUGCGGCCCCGCACCCACCACGCCCCACGUUCCAAGUCCCUGGUCAUUCAUAUCCACGGCGGUGGCUUUGUGGCUCAGACCUCCAAGUCCCAUGAGCCCUAUCUCAAGAGCUGGGCCCAGGAGCUGGGGGUGCCCAUCCUGUCCAUCGACUACUCCUUGGCCCCCGAGGCCCCCUUUCCCCGGGCCCUGGAGGAGUGCUUCUACGCUUACUGCUGGGCUCUCAAAAACUGUCGCCUCCUGGGCUCCACAGGGGAGCGGGUCUGUUUGGCCGGGGACAGUGCUGGUGGCAACCUCUGCUUCACUGUGUCCCUGCGGGCAGCGGCCUACGGUGUAAGAAUGCCUGAUGGCAUCAUGGCCGCCUACCCAGCCACCAUGCUACAGGCCUCGGCCUCCCCGUCGCGCCUCAUGAGCCUCAUGGACCCCCUGCUCCCCCUCAGCGUCCUCUCCAAGUGUCUCAGUGCCUACGCCGGCGUAGAGCCUGAGGUCGAGGAAGACCAAGAGCAGCAGGCCCUGGGCAUGAUGGGGCUGGUCAAGAGGGACACAGCCCUGCUGCUCCGCGACCUCCGGAUGGGGGCCUCCUCCUGGCUCAACACUUUCCUGGAGUUCGGAGGCCGGCGACCCAUUGACAGCCCCCAACUGGCCGCAGCAGAGACGAUGCGCCGGAGCGUCUCCGAGGCCGCCCUGCAGGAGUCUGCCAGCAUCCCCAAGGAAUCCCCCAAGAGUCUGACCUUACAAGACCUGAGCCUGGUGGGGGGCUCCACAACCCCAGGCCUGUCCUCGUCAGAAGAGACCCUGCCAGUCAUCCCUCAGGAGGUCAACUUCUUUCUGCCCACCUCGGGGACCGAAGAGGAGACAACAGAAGAAGAGGAAGACGUGGCGGAGAAUCAGGACUGGCUGGGCUCCACCUUCCCCGACGGCUUCCAGCCCCGGCGCUCAAGUCAAGGCAGGGCCCACCUGUCACUGCAGACGUCCCCCAUUGUCAAGAACCCCUUCAUGUCCCCACUGCUGGCCCCCGACUCUAUGCUCCUGUCCCUGCCCCCCGUCCACAUCGUGGUGAGCUGUGGGGAAGGGGAGGCAGCCUGAGGCCCUGACAGA
Gracilinanus agilis (Agile Gracile Mouse Opossum) is the source of this 1399-nucleotide messenger RNA. RefSeq names its product lipase E, hormone sensitive type (gene LIPE). The record is from RefSeq and is a predicted model, not a curated record. Gene Ontology annotation, cellular component: cytosol. Lineage: Eukaryota; Metazoa; Chordata; Mammalia; Didelphimorphia; Didelphidae. The transcript is spliced from 5 exons. Gene Ontology annotation, biological process: triglyceride catabolic process; cholesterol metabolic process. Bases 77 to 1387 code for a protein of 436 amino acids. Gene Ontology annotation, molecular function: triacylglycerol lipase activity; sterol ester esterase activity.